This is a messenger RNA of Closterium sp. NIES-65, 664 nucleotides long. The record is from the annotation of a GenBank genome assembly. NCBI's taxonomy places the organism in Eukaryota, Viridiplantae, Streptophyta, Zygnematophyceae, Desmidiales, Closteriaceae.
AUGGCCCACUCAACGCGCUUCGCUGUUCUCGCAGUCGCCGCGCUCCUCCUCGCGCUGCUCCCCGAGCGGCAUGCGGCGCCCGCAGCCGCCGAUCUCUGCGCGCUCUCGGGCCUUCCGCCGAAGAAGCCCGUCGUUCCGCCGCACCGAUGCCCCGCGGCGGCGGAGCUGUCAUGCUGCGCGGACUGCGCGGACACGAAUCGCGCGCUGCAGCUCGUGUCGUCGACCCUCGACGAUGUCGCGCAACGGAUCGACCCCAAUAUCCCCUGCAGCGGCAUAAUAGAUCUCACCCCUAUGGGUUGCAACCCCCCCUCCCUCCCCCCACCCUCCUCCCAAUCUCCCCCCCUCCCCACCUCCCCCCCAAUCUCCUCCUCCCUCCCUCGCUCCACCCACCCAGCCCUCUCCCACCCCCCUCUUUCCCCCCAUUCGGCACUUUCCUCCGCGUCCCGUCAGGUGUGCGACGCGUUUCAGCCGUACCCCCAGUGCAUGCUCAUGAUUGAAAAGAUAAUCUGCGGCGCCACGUGCAACCCAGGCGAGUGUUGCUUCAUCGCAUCGCGGUUAAUGAGAUAUUCAGGAACCUACGUAGUGAAGAAGGGGGGAGAGAUCAGUAUGACUGUCUGCCAGGAAUUCGCGAAUGCCGCCUACAAAGCAUGCAAGGACAUCGAAA